UGUGGUUCUGAUUUGAUUCCAUCCCCUCCGUUGCCGAUCCACAGCAAACCCUAACCAUCUAAAACCCCGCCCUUCCGAUGGCGGCCGCCUCGCCGCCGCCCUCUCCGCCUCAUCCUAAGCGCCCCAAGAUGUCAUCCUCCUCCGACCCUGAGCCAGAACCCACCUCGCCGUCCGCCGCCGCCGCUGACCCCGGGCAGCCCCGCCGCCGCUACAAGCGCCGCAAGGUGGCCAUCCUCCUCGCCUACUGCGGCGCGGGGUAUCAGGGCAUGCAGAAGAAUCCGGGGGCGCGCACCAUCGAGGGGGACCUCGAGGAGGCGCUCUACCAGGCGGGCGCUGUUCCCGAAGCUGACCGUGCCGCGCCCCGCCGGUACGAGUGGGCGCGUGCGGCGCGCACUGACAAGGGCGUGAGCGCCGCUGCGCAAGUUGUGUCCGGCCGCUUCUACGUCGACCCGCCUGGAUUCGUCGACCGCCUAAAUGCCCAACUCGCCCCGCAGAUCCGGGCGUUUGGCUACGUGCGCGUCACCAACUCUUUCAGCGCUAAGAAGUUCUGCGACCGCCGGAGGUAUGUGUACCUGCUCCCCGUGUUGGCACUCGACCCUAGUGCACACCCCGACCGCGAGGCCGUCAUGGCGAGCGUUGGGAGUGGGAACCAGCUUGCGAAGUGCGUGGAAUGCUCCGAGAGGGGCAGGAAAGUUCCAGAUAUUAUGGGCCGGGAAGGGAAGGUGCCCAACCCUGAGGAGGAAAUUCUUCUUGAUGCUUCGAGGGUCGAAACUGUGUCAACCCAUGGAGAAAUAGGAUCAAACGGAAAUGCAAAAUUUGUUCCAGCAAGCUCUUGUGAUGCUACUGUGACUUGCCACGGGGAGGCUGGGUUGGGAGGUGACAUAAUGUUUGAUAUACCAAACUCUGGCAAUGGAGCAGAAGCUCAAAAUGCUGAACUGGGAUCAAAUGGUGCAGAAAAAUGUGAGAUUGAACCCGCAGGCAGUACUUCCCAUUCUGAAGCUGUACCAACCAACGCCAGUGAACCUUUCUGUUCCGAUUCGGUUGUAGGUUCAGUUGAUGUUGCUGCUUCAGUUGAUGUUGCUGGUUCAGUUGUAACUGAGAAGGAGCAUAAAUGUGUGCCUGUAGUUGGUGGAGAGGAGAAAAUGGAAGUGAUGGAUAUCCAGAAGAACAAUGGAGAAGAAAGUCCCCUCACGAAGAACACAUUUGCUUACACUGAUGAAGUCAAAGAGAAGUUCAAUAGGAUCCUCAAGUAUUAUGUUGGAACCCACAAUUUCCACAACUUCACCACUAGAACUAAAGCUGAGGAUCCUGCCGCCAAGAGGUUCAUCAUUUCCUUCACUGCUAAUCGUGUUGUGAGACUGGAUGGGAUUGAUUUUGUUAGAUGCGAAGUUGUUGGGCAGAGUUUCAUGCUUCAUCAGAUCCGGAAGAUGGUUGGCCUUGCUGUAGCAGUCAUGAGGAACUGUGCACCCGAGUCAAUCUAUGAUGUAGCAUUCCGCAAGGAUAUCAGACUUAAUGUGCCUACUGCGCCUGAGGUUGGACUGCACCUAGAUGAAUGCAUGUUCACCUCGUAUAAUGCAAAAUGGAAGGAUACACAUGAGGCGGUUUCAAUUGAACCGUACGCUGAGGAGGCUGAAGAGUUCAAGGUCAAAUACAUAUUCCCUCAUAUUGCUGCAAUGGAACACAAGGAGGGAGCUGUAGCUCUCUGGCUGCACUCAUUGAACAGCAGGAACUAUCCAGAUUUCCGUUACAUGGAAAAUGCUGGAUCUGAGGCAAAGGUCGAUGCUAUAGUUGAGAAUAUGGAAGAAGCACCGAUGCCAAGCGGUGAUAUAAGCGAGUAACCACUUUUCCAAAGGGACAUGUAAGAGAUGCAUACCUGUGAUCAUUGUAUGUAUCCUGAGAUAGUUGAUACGUUGUUUCGAAUAAAGACUGGAGAGCAAAGGUCAGUGCAGACAUCAAAAUGGUCAGAAGCAUGGUUAUUUGCUCCAAUGCUUCCUUAAGGCUAUACACCUGGCCUGGCAGGAUGGAGGUUGACUUUGUCAGACUAGAAUCUUUAAGUUGAUUGAUUCAAUAUAUGCAACUUUGUUACUUCCAGACUAAUGAAAUAUUGAAAUAUACUUAUGGAACUUCAUGGAGUUUAAUGGGUUUAGUCAGGAUACUUAUUGAAAUAUUGUGUGGCUCAGACCUGAAGUUGUUGCUUCUAGUCUUUUCAGGUUGGAUCAUAGCAGCAACAGUUUCUGUAUGUAAUCAUAUUAUAUGCAUUUGUUAUGUUAAGCUACAAAAUGAUUCCGGCUCA
Brachypodium distachyon (stiff brome) is the source of this 2293-nucleotide messenger RNA. Its product is annotated as tRNA pseudouridine synthase A. Gene Ontology annotation, biological process: mRNA pseudouridine synthesis; tRNA pseudouridine synthesis. Gene Ontology annotation, cellular component: nucleus. Gene Ontology annotation, molecular function: RNA binding; pseudouridine synthase activity. The transcript has 2 exons. Lineage: Eukaryota; Viridiplantae; Streptophyta; Magnoliopsida; Poales; Poaceae. The record is from RefSeq and is a predicted model, not a curated record. Bases 78 to 1838 code for a protein of 586 amino acids.